Molecule: messenger RNA, 1579 nt
Organism: Arabidopsis thaliana (thale cress)
Lineage: Eukaryota; Viridiplantae; Streptophyta; Magnoliopsida; Brassicales; Brassicaceae
Gene: CKA2
Product: casein kinase II, alpha chain 2
Exons: 10
Coding region: 38-1249 (403 amino acids)
Cellular component (GO): nucleus; nucleolus
Molecular function (GO): protein serine/threonine kinase activity; protein serine kinase activity; ATP binding
Source: RefSeq, marked reviewed
AAAUAAUCCACCGCGGGAGAGUGCACCGAAUGGUUACAUGCACCUAAUCUUCUUCUUCUCCUACUUUCUUCGACGGUACCUGUUGUUAUUGUGCGCCAUCUUGAUCUUACGUGCGCCGUUGGCGCAUUCUCUUAUACCACCAUUAACGUGCGUCAACACCGGAACCGUUGAAUCAGACGUUACUGGUAUCAGGUUCGAUCGUUGCCUCGAUACCGAUUCUCUCGCCAAGAUCUCUCUUUCCACCGUCAUGUCGAAAGCUCGUGUUUAUACCGAUGUUAACGUGAUCCGACCUAAGGAUUAUUGGGAUUACGAAUCUCUCAAUGUUCAGUGGGGGGAGCAAGAUGAUUACGAGGUAGUGAGGAAGGUGGGGAGAGGGAAAUACAGUGAGGUUUUUGAGGGGAUUAACAUGAAUAACAAUGAGAAGUGUAUUAUCAAGAUUCUCAAGCCUGUUAAGAAGAAGAAGAUUAGAAGGGAGAUUAAAAUACUUCAGAAUCUUUGUGGAGGGCCAAAUAUUGUAAAGCUGCUUGAUGUUGUCAGAGAUCAACACUCAAAAACGCCAAGCUUGAUAUUUGAGUAUGUAAACAGCACAGACUUUAAGGUUCUGUAUCCAACAUUGACUGAUUAUGACAUUCGCUACUACAUCUAUGAGCUGUUGAAGGCUUUGGACUUCUGCCACUCACAAGGAAUAAUGCACAGAGAUGUCAAGCCACACAAUGUCAUGAUCGACCAUGAGCUGCGCAAACUUCGCCUAAUAGAUUGGGGUCUCGCUGAGUUUUAUCAUCCUGGAAAAGAGUACAACGUCCGUGUGGCCUCAAGAUACUUCAAAGGUCCCGAACUUCUAGUUGAUUUACAGGACUAUGACUAUUCCUUGGACAUGUGGAGCCUCGGUUGCAUGUUUGCUGGGAUGAUAUUCCGCAAGGAACCUUUCUUCUAUGGCCAUGACAACCAGGAUCAGCUCGUCAAAAUUGCCAAGGUACUCGGAACUGAUGAAUUGAAUGCAUAUCUGAAUAAGUAUCAGUUAGAACUUGAUACUCAACUAGAGGCACUUGUUGGGAGACAUAGCAGGAAGCCUUGGUCCAAAUUCAUCAACGCUGACAAUAGGCAUUUGGUCUCACCUGAGGCGAUUGAUUAUUUGGACAAGCUGCUCCGGUAUGAUCAUCAAGACAGAUUAACUGCAAAAGAAGCAAUGGCUCAUCCCUAUUUCGCUCAAGUCAGGGCAGCAGAAAGCAGCAGAAUGAGGACUCAAUAGAGAUGUCUCGGCCGAUUUUUGUUUCUUCUUCUUCUCCAGUGUGCUCUUUUGUUGUUUACUAAUACAUUUUCAUAUCCAUAUGGAUUUCUUUUAUAAUGUCGAAAUUAUGGAUUUAUAAAUAUGAGAAUUCUUAUUACUCCCUCCGGUUUCUUAAAAGUUUGUGUUUUGAGAUUUUUGACACUUUAAAAAAUUAUUUACAGUACCAAUAUGAAUCUAGACUAAGUUGUAACUUGUAACGAGGCUCAGAUUACACACACAUGCCUUGUUUGUACACAAUUAUGUGUCUUUGAUCAUUUUGAUCUACGUUAUGUUUCCAAAUUGAUAUUUUAC